AUUAAUCCGAUAUUUAUGCGAUUAAUACUACACUUUAUCAUUUAUCUGUAAGAGUUUUAUGCCAGCUGUUAGAAAUUUCAGGAAUUUAAUUAUUCAUUAUUAUAACGUUAAAGGCAUCAGCAAGCUUGCCUUCCGGUGGAUCCAGCGUUGUUCGAUGCUCGUCUCCUUCCCUUGCGAUCCACAGCGGAAUAUCUCGAAACUAAUCACUGGCGACGCGAACAGCUGAUUACGCGGAACCACGUGCGAGCGCGCGACAUAAAGCGAUUUCCACGAGACGAAAGGACGUUGAAACGCUAUGGCUCGUAAAAUACCAGCGAAAAAGCACCGAGGUGUCAAGGACCCUGAGAAGCAGCGUGCCAAACGGCUGACGGAGUUAGAGUCGCGUACAAAUGCGCCACCGAAGGACGCGGACGAACAACCGAUCCCAAAGAGCCUGGAGCACGUCAUCAAGCUUAAGGAAGCCGCAAAGAAUAAUAAUGGCAUUGUGAAAAGAAAACGAAAAAAGAAGAAUGCGCUGAUCUGUGUGGGUCAGCAACACUCGCGACCGAGUUUACAUUCGAAAGCCAGACCGGAGAAAGUCGUGCCAGUGUUUCAACAGCGACCGGGAGAGUCUGGAAGACUCUUCCUAAACAGAGUGUCCAGAGAUACGGAAGCCUUCCUCAAGGAGACUGCAUUCGAGAAGAAAUAUGGCGUUCAAAUUGAGCGGGAUCCCAAUACUGGCGAGGUACAAGGUCUGACAAAAUGCAAACGUCAGAGGGACGACGUGGAAGCGUUACGAAUGAAGCACAAGAAUAUCAGGAAGCGGAAAAAGAUAAAUGAAGAAGAGUCCGUGACUUUAACGAAGAACGAAAAGCGAAAGCUCAAGUCGCGUUUAAAGAAAGAGAACAAGUUGCAAGAGGAUGACGGAUUUGACAAAUUUCAGGACAGAGUUGCCUUCGGCGAAGUAGCCCACGAACCUCCUAAACUGACAAUUAAAACGACAAAAAUGAGCCGAGAGAGAAAGCCAAAGGAACUGCUGCUGAAUUCACUGCUGCAAGGUACCAACAAGGUUUCCUCCGCUCGUGUACUCUAUCGGUCUGCAAAGAGGAAGAAAUUGCCGGCGGUGGAAAGGAAAAUACUGGAAAAACAGCAGAGCGAAGCUAUUGCUGCCUAUAGGCGGCUGAAAUCUCAGCGGCUGGCUAACAGAAGCUCUUAGGGUAUGUUUCAAGUUUAUAAAGACAAUAAAUUGUGUUUCAAUAAAGUAUAUAUAUUUACA
Ooceraea biroi (clonal raider ant) is the source of this 1255-nucleotide messenger RNA. Its product is annotated as coiled-coil domain-containing protein 137. The record is from RefSeq and is a predicted model, not a curated record. Lineage: Eukaryota; Metazoa; Arthropoda; Insecta; Hymenoptera; Formicidae. Gene Ontology annotation, cellular component: nucleus.